Molecule: messenger RNA, 4903 nt
Organism: Gryllus bimaculatus (two-spotted cricket)
Lineage: Eukaryota; Metazoa; Arthropoda; Insecta; Orthoptera; Gryllidae
Source: the annotation of a GenBank genome assembly
AUUAAAUUGCCUUUUUUGAAGAAAUCACCGGAAAUUACUUUUGAUGUGUACUUUUUCGGAAUGUGAAAAAUGUCUCCGUGGCCAGUGAGCUUUUGGCGCGCAAGGCACUUCUGGAGGGAAUCGGCACCUCGUCGGUGUUUUGCAAUUUAGAGCUUUUUCUCUGUCUUCGGUGAAAUUUUGUUUGUAUCAUAGUUGUUUGGACAUAUCCCUUAAUACGAAUUCAAAAUUUGUUCGCAAUUCAUCUGCAAAUACCGGUGACCAUUGUUGGGGAAUUUCGGCGGGAUAGAUAUGGCGUAGGUUGUUGUCCCCAUUUUUUGCCAACUGUGUGAUGUGGUUGAGCUGGGUUGAAGCAAGAUUAUGAUUGCAUACAUAAUUAUAAGACUUCAUUGGUCAGAUUUCAGAUAGUGGGAUCAGAAGAAUAACAGUGCCCCAUCAUGAGGCCACCCAGCCACUACACUGGUCGACCAUCGCUAUUGAAAAGGAAACGAACUUACUCUGAUGAUGAGGAUAUGCAAAAUGAUUCAACAGUAUUGGAACAGGCCCAGCACCAACCAUCAGCUCAGGCAUGUGUGCCAUCAGCUGAUGUUGGUGAACUCGAUCCUGCUGAUGUUCUGCUAAGUCCUGAUAGUGAGCCACAGAGUGAAUGGUACAGUGAAGGAACACCAAGUGAUGAAUUAACUGUGUCAGAUGCAGGAGAGUCGACAUCUGCUCAAGAAGCCACACCACAUUCAUCUGGAGAUGACCCACUCAAUGCACGUUUAGCUCCCAUGCCACGGUUGUCAUGGGCGGAUGCCCAGCAAGUGUGGGAGCUUAUGUGUCAAAAAGAUGAAGCUUGUUAUGGUGAACGAGAUGAGGAUGUGUUUUUGCGGCAUCCUGGGCUUACUCCACGUAUGCGGUCUAUCCUAUUAGACUGGCUCAUAGAGGUAUGUGAUGUUUACAAAUUGCAUCGACAGACAUAUCAUCUGUGUUUGGAUUACAUAGAUCGCUAUCUUUCAAGACAAAGCAAUAUUCCAAAACAGCAGCUACAGCUCAUAGGUAUUACAAGCCUUUUCAUUGCUUCGAAAGUUGAAGAGAUCUAUCCCCCUAAGAUAAGGGAAUUUGCUUAUGUCACUGAUGGAGCUUGUACUGAAGAAGAGAUAAUGGACAAAGAAUUAAUUAUAUUGAAGGCCUUAGACUGGAAUUUGUCGCCAGUAACUGCACACAGCUGGCUCACAAUGUACCUGCAGAUGUUGAGUAAUGUUCAGCAACAGGAGGAAGGAGCAGAAGACACUGGUGACACGUUUGUUUUCCCCCAGUUCUCUGGCCAAACAUUUAUGCUGGUUUGCCAGUUGCUGGAUCUGUGUAUGCUUGAUGAUGGGAGCAUGAGGUUUCCUUAUGCUGCCCUGGCAGCUGGUGCUAUUUACCAUGUAUGCAGCAAGGAAAUGGCUCUCUUUGUAACCGAAGGAUUGCAGUGGUUUGAUAUCACCAGUUGUGUGCUGUGGAUGAAGCCUUUUGCUGAAGUUUUGCGAGAAGGAAAUCCAAUUGAUGGUACAUCUCUUAGAGCUGUUGCUUCAUGGCAAAACAGUAACUGUGCUCUUAGCAGAACUGUGCCUAGAAUAGUUUCAGAUGAUGCACACAACAUUCAGAUGCACUCUAUAGACCUCAGGCUGCUGGAGCGUGCUCAGCAGAGGUUGCUUGCUCAACAGCAGACUGCAUUGUGUAUAGAAGAGAGUCCUGUUGCUGUUGCUCCUGGCCUGCUUACGCCACCGGCCAGCAGCAAGAAGUCUUCAAGCGCAAGUGCAGCCUACUCUUAGCUGGUUACUCUGCAACGUUAGAUGUUGACUUGAAGGACUCCUUUAUCAUUCAUCCCAUUAACGCAAUUCUGUUAACCCUGAAAAUCUUCUGCAACAGCUACAUGAAACGCUUCAUGAAUCUAGUCGUACUGUUUGAAGAGUACUGCCAAGGUAUUUCAUGGAACGCUGAAAAGCAUUUGAAAUAUGAUCAAUGUUUUGUUCUAAGCAUUUCUGUAAAUGUUUUAAGUUAAUAUUCAAUGAAUGUGUGUGUGUUGAGACUAUUCUGAUAAUGGACAAAGAAAGGGUGAAUCCACAGCUAAAUAACUUGUUGAUAUUUAUUCCUUUGUAUUGCUAUGGAUCUCCUUAUUGUCAUGUGAACCACAGUCGCUACUUUAAAAUGCAACAAAGGUUCAUUCCAAAAUUACUCAUUUACACCAACGUAUGAACAUGAUGAUACUGUACCUCGUAAUGUAGAUUAUUGAUAGUGGUGUAUAUAUACAUGUCUACAAAUGUGUUCGUGUAAAUAUUGGACAAAGUACAAGUGGCCUUACAAUAAUCAAGUGAGACUGGUAUGCAUCUGUCGUUAAGAUGUAACACAUAACGUGUAAGAAAGUGCAAGAUUGAAUGAGCAUUUAUUGCUAAUGGGGGAAUAAUUUUUCUAGCUUGUGUAGGUAAUAAAAUACAAUGCAAUUUUGUAACAGUUGUGCAUUUUCAUUAACAAUAAAUGACAUUAGUGUAAAAGCAUUAUUGUUCAUUUUGUCAGCAGCAUGUUAGUUAUGACUGCAUGGUUAUCAUUGCUGUACCCACACAUUAUCUCAUGUGCACUGCACAUAGGAGUGUGAAAACAUAAGUCACCAUAUUUACCCAAAUAUAAGAUGAGUUUUCCCUUAUUUCAUGUGAAAAACAAGGUCAUUUUCUGUUUACAGAUUAAGCCUAGUUGGUGGAUCUGUACUUGUAUAUUCCCUUUCCAUGUGUGGAUCUUGAACACUAAUGUAACAAUAAACUACAUAUGCACUAAAAAAAACUAUUCACCUGCACAUUCUUGGCAUCCUUAGUGGAUUCACUAGGUGAUUUUGAUUAUUUUUGAACAGGCUGAGAAAGUGAGAAUGGCAUUGUCAGUGAAAUGCUCCUUGAUAUAAAAAUCAAUGCCAAAAUGUUGCAAAUGAUGCGGCCACGUGGACUUGUAGUUCAAAACGCUGUGAAUGUAACUUAGUUUUGCUAGAGAUUGAAAUGAAAAAAUAAUUCAAUUGGGUUGAUUCAAUAUUCAACAGCAGAGGAUUUAAAAAUUCCCAAAUGUUGAAAACUUUACCGCUCUUUAACACACUUCCUGUGGAAGAGAGAUGUAUGUCUAUCUGAUUCUUGCGAACCUUAAAUGAUGUGAAUUUAAAGAGGAGGGUGGUUAAAAAAGUAGAGGUCACAAAUGGCAUCAGGAAGAAAAGCUGUUAAGACACAACCCAAGGGAAUGUUCUUAUGUGCUGGUAGAUGAAAGAUAAAGAGCAAAUUAAUAAAGCAAAUUUAGUUUCAAAACAUUCAAGAGGACCUAAAAAUGUCUGAGUAGGACCGAAAGGAAAUAAAACAAUGAUGCAUGUUUAAAAAAAUGAUAAUUGUAAGGAAAUACAAUAAUGAUACAUUACACUCAAAUAAUUAGACAAUUUUGUAGUCAAUAAAGUAAAUUGUGGUUUUAUUUUGAAUGAAUAGUUACAUUUAAUUAAAAACAAAAAAUAAUUCUCAAGGCUCUUCGAAAUUAGUAUUUGUGUCAUCUUGUAUUUGCGUAAAUACAGUAGGUCAGAAUUAGUUCAUUUUCUUAUGUAAUUUAAAAAAAAUAUGAAUUGCUGAAUUCUAUAUGAAUAUUUUUUGUGCAUGCCAAGAAAUCAAAAAAAAUAAAAAAAAAAUUAUGUUAUUCAAAUGAACUGCGUUUGUACACAAGUUUCAAAAGAGAGUACCUUAUGUAAAAUGGUAUAAUACUGCAGAAAUUUCCAAAUGUGCCUUUUGUUCUCAAGAAUUUUACAAUGUUUAAUUGAAUACAAUGUAUAUAAUAAAAAUUAAGUUAAUGUACAAAUACCUUAAACUGAAAUUAUGAUUUAGAAGGGAAACAACUUGCAUGUAAUAUGCUAAUAUUGUAGAAGGUAAUAAAAGCAGGUUGGCAAUAGUACACAAUUUUUUAACAUUAUUAUUAAAAUAUUGAUUUUAAUUUCACUGAAUAAGAAGAAUUAGUUGAAAAUGAAAAGAAUUCUCAGGAUCUCAUUAAAAUUGGGUGUUGUCUUGUAUUUGCCUAAAUAUGGAGGGUGAGAAUUAGUCUGAGAGUUUUUAUUAAUUAUUAAGUAUUACAAUAAUUCAAAAAAACUGAAAUACUAUAUUUUGUUGAGUGUUGCAAAACAUUUAUUGUGCAUGUCAACAAGAAUUAUUGUUACUUUAAAUAAAACAAAUCCGUGACACUACCAAUUUUUUUUUUUCUCAGCAAGCCUCAAGUGACAAAUGCAUAUCCUAUUUUGUUACAUCUAAAUGCUCUUAAUUUCCAUCCUCCAAAUUGAAGUAUUGUUCUACUGUAUAAUUAAAUAUACAGAAUAACAAACUGGAUACGAUAAUAUACGGGAUAACGAACAAAUGUAGAAGGUACAACAUGAUGCCAGCAAUAUUGCUGUAGGAUUUGCCAAAAAACCAUGCUGCUUCAAAACAAAUCUGUGUUCAAGUGGUCUCCCCCUGGGUUGGAUGCCUGUGUUCCAACCUUCUGUUCUGGCUACCUUAAACUGGAGACUAACAUGCAACUUUGGAAAGCAACAGUAUUUUCAUUUUGUUUUAUAUUGGCAAUUGAUGCCAACACUCCCACAUUAUGCUUUGAGUGACUUUCGCUAUUCUUUCCACAAUUCUGCAUUUAUUUGUCCUAUUUUUAUCAUUUCACUUACAGCAUUUCGCACUUCCAAUAGAAAAGUGACACGUGCGAAAUCGUCAUUUAUCAGCUAAAAGCUGAUAGGUUACAAAGAGGUACUGCUAUUAUUCUGAAUUAGUUCAAUUACUGUCUGCUAGAAGUUUAUUAUUUGGUACAAUCUAUAACAAGUAUUACAGAACUGCAAAAUUUAAAAUUGCAGUUUCUGAGGAAUCAGAAAUUUGGAAUUGUGUCACUUUUCUAUUGG